Mirounga angustirostris (Northern elephant seal) is the source of this 6971-nucleotide messenger RNA. It is a transcript of the gene CNGA3, whose product is annotated as cyclic nucleotide gated channel subunit alpha 3. Lineage: Eukaryota; Metazoa; Chordata; Mammalia; Carnivora; Phocidae. Gene Ontology annotation, molecular function: intracellularly cGMP-activated cation channel activity; intracellularly cAMP-activated cation channel activity; cGMP binding. The coding region runs from base 520 to 2520 and encodes 666 amino acids. Gene Ontology annotation, biological process: monoatomic cation transmembrane transport. The transcript is spliced from 7 exons. The record is from RefSeq and is a predicted model, not a curated record. Gene Ontology annotation, cellular component: intracellular cyclic nucleotide activated cation channel complex; plasma membrane.
UCUAAAACCCUCCCUAAGAUCGCAAACGAGUUAAAAGGGUAAUAUAUUCCCACCUUUAAACUUCAGACUCCCAGAUCUCCGUAGUGUCCUCAUCCAGUGUGGAUUACGUUACUGGUAAAACAUCCCAGGAAAGAGUCCAAUGUGGCGGCUCCCUGUUAGGAGAGUGUCCAGAGUUGACAGGCAGACUUUCCUGUUUUGUUGCUCCUGGCUCGCCCCCUUUUCCCUCAGAAAGGUUGCUGAUACGAAUGGGCGGCUUCUGCCUCUUCCGCGACCGCCUUUGAGACUCCAGAGCCUCGCCUGAAUUUUCCAGAGAGAGACAGAGAGGGAGGCAACAGACUCCUUCCGCCGUCCGCAGAGGACGGUCCUGGGGCAGGAGAGUUGGGGAGGGAGUGAGACCAGAGCUGUUGCCCAGAACCCGGAGGGAGCGAGGAGGAGACGCUUUGCCAGACAGAGGCGCGUCGCUGAGAACUCAAACUUUGGCGGCAACCACCCUGAGGCUGAACGUGACAAAGCAAGAAGAUGGCCAAGAUUAACACCCAGUUCUCCCACCCUGCAGUAAGGACCACGGACAGAGAUCUUGACCACGUUGAAAACGGCCUCAGCAGGGUCCACUCGCCGAGCGAGGAGACUUCGUCAGAACUGCAGCAGAUCGCCAUGGAGACCAGAGGACUGGCGGAGUCCAGGCAAAGCUCCUACACCAGCCAGGGCCCCGCCAGGAUGUCUCGCCUGAUCAUCUCACUGCGAGCCUGGACUACCAGGCACUUACACCAUGAGGCCCAGAGAAGAGACUCCUUCCUGGAGCGUUUCCGUGGAGCUGAGCUCAAGGAGGUGUCCAGCCAAGAAAGCAAUGCCCAGUCAGAUGUGGGCAGCCAGGAGCCACCAGAGAGAGGGAGAAGAAACAAGGACAGCGUGGUGGUGGACCCCUCCAGCAACAUGUACUACCGCUGGUUGACUGUCAUUGCCCUGCCUGUCUUCUAUAACUGGUGUCUGCUGGUGUGCAGGGCCUGUUUCGAUGACCUGCAGUCUGAGCACGUGAUGCUGUGGCUCGUCCUGGACUACUCGGCAGAUGUCCUCUAUGGCUUGGAUGUGCUGGUGCGAGCCCGGACAGGCUUCCUUGAGCAAGGCUUGAUGGUCAGGGAUGCCCAGAGGCUUUGGAAGAAUUACACAAAGACCAUGCACUUCAAGCUGGACAUGUUGUCCCUGGUCCCCACAGACCUAGCUUAUUUUAAGUUGGGUAUAAACUACCCAGAACUGAGGUUCAACCGCCUACUGAAGUUUGCCCGGCUCUUUGAGUUCUUCGACCGCACAGAGACAAGGACCAACUACCCCAAUUUGUUCAGGAUCGGGAACUUGGUCUUGUACAUCCUCAUUAUCAUCCACUGGAAUGCCUGCAUCUACUUUGCCAUUUCCAAGUUCAUUGGUUUUGGGACAGAUUCCUGGGUGUAUCCAAACAUCUCAAACCCAGAGUAUGGACGCCUUUCCAGGAAGUACAUUUACAGUCUCUAUUGGUCCACCUUGACCCUGACCACCAUCGGGGAGACCCCACCCCCUGUGAAAGAUGAGGAGUAUCUGUUUGUGGUCAUAGACUUCCUAGUGGGCAUCCUGAUUUUUGCCACCAUUGUUGGCAAUGUGGGCUCCAUGAUCUCAAACGUGAAUGCUUCACGGGCCGAGUUCCAGGCCAAGAUUGACUCUAUUAAGCAGUACAUGCAAUUCCGCAAGGUGACCAAGGACUUGGAGACACGGGUAAUCCAGUGGUUUGACUACCUGUGGGCCAACAAGAAGACGGUGGAUGAGAAGGAGGUGCUCAAGAGUCUCCCAGACAAACUGAGGGCCGAGAUCGCCAUCAAUGUGCACCUGGAGACUCUGAAGAAGGUCCGCAUCUUCCAAGACUGUGAGGCAGGGCUGCUGGUAGAGCUUGUGCUCAAGCUGCGGCCGGCAGUGUUCAGCCCAGGGGAUUACAUCUGCAAGAAGGGGGAUAUCGGGAGGGAGAUGUACAUCAUCAAAGAGGGCAAGCUGGCUGUGGUGGCUGAUGAUGGGAUCACCCAGUUCGUGGUCCUCAGUGAUGGGAGUUACUUUGGGGAGAUCAGCAUCUUAAACAUCAAGGGGAGCAAGUCAGGGAACCGCAGGACAGCCAACAUCAGGAGCAUCGGCUACUCAGACCUGUUCUGCCUUUCCAAGGAUGAUCUGAUGGAGGCUCUCACUGAAUACCCAGAAGCCAAGAAGGUCCUGGAGGAGAAGGGACGGCAGAUCCUGAUGAAGGACAACCUGAUUGAUGAGGACAUGGUCAAGGCCGGGGCGGACCCCAAGGAUAUCGAGGAGAAGGUGGAGCACCUGGAGUCCUCCCUGGAUGCCCUGCAGACCAGGUUUGCACGGCUCCUGGCUGAGUAUAAUGCCACCCAGAUGAAAGUGAAACAGCGUCUCAGUCACCUGGAAAGCCGGGUGAAGAUCUGUGGGAGUGACCCUCUGUCUGACGGGGAUGCUCCUGGGGAGGCUGAGAAAACAGAGACCAAACAAGAGUGAAAGGCAGAGGUCCGUGCAUGUCCUCCUUCCCAGAGUCAGCUGUUGGUGUGAUGCACAGUGGCCGCAGCUGAACCGCCCAGGACUCGGUGAGGUUGCAUUCCCAUUCUCCUUACCCUUUGUAGGCCAUGUGGCCCUGGGAGAGAGCCUCAGUUUCCUCAUUUAGGAAGGGGUCUCAUCAUGUCAGCCCCAGUUAAGUGGCAGGUUAUUGUGAUAUCCCCAUGGAACACUUGCAUGGGGCAGGGUUUGGUACAGUGUGAGGUGUCCCCAGUCCACGAAUACAAAAGUGUGCGCACAGAACCCUUAUUUUUUUUAAUCCAUGGGGAAUUUUUAGACUUUUGAACUUUAUUUUCUUGUAAAUGGAAGAUUAGUUAGUCAUCCACCCCCUCGCACAGCCCAUGCCACCACCUUCUGAUAAGAGAGAUGUAACAGAAGCUAGAAGUACAACCUGGGAUCUCAAAUUCAACCUUACAUGAGACAGUCUAGGGCACAUUUCUGAAUCUCAUUUCUCCUAGCGUGCUCUUUGGGAUUCUAGAAAUCCUGGCCUUUGGUCGUGCUAUGAUAAGCAUAAGGGAUGAAGCCAAGUCGCCCCAUUUGAGGUCACUUCGAGCCUUUGAAGCAAACCCAGACCCCCUGCCAUCCAGCCCCCGUGAACCCGGAAUCGAUUUCACAGAAAAGAACAUCUCUAUGAGGGAAAGAAACAUCUCCUUCUAAUUCACCAAAGGGGUUUGAAGACAGCCUCUCCCCUUGUUCCUGAGUCAGGAACAGGGGCAGCCUGUUCUGGCUUGAGGGGGAGAGUUAUGUUCAGGGGAGAGCCUUUCAGGUUGGAGGUGGGGGUCCUUAGUCAAGCAAAGCUGCCAACUAGAACUUUUAGAAGAUCAGACCUUGAGGCGGUAUCUUUGCAAACUGCCUCUCCAUUCAAAGAGGAAGCCUCACUCUCCCUUGGAAUUAUAUCCAGCGGCAAAGCUCUCAUCUAGGCGGAAGUGUGCGCAGGACAGGACCUCGCUUUUUACUUUUUUUAUCCAGUAAAUAGAAUUCCAUUAUCAUUGUAUAAGAUAUUUCUAUAUUUGGGCUCUAUGAUUGUGAAUUAUAACCUUAAGGGCCUAUCCUUCACUUAAAUACACAUUGUAAAUUAUCCAAAGGUGAGUCAUUCUUCUGAUACAGAGAAGCUGUAUGUGAAGGUUUCCUUCUCUUUUCUCUUUCUCCUUUCUUUUCCUCCUCCCUCUCUCCCUCCCUGCCCCCACCUUCCUUCCUUCUGUCUUUCUCUUCUCUUCUCUUCUCUUCUGACUUCUCUUCUGCUUCCUCUUUCUUCUCAGAAAAAAAAAUGCCCCAUUUUGCUUCAGGAACUUUGAAGUUUCUAUGGUCUGAUGUUAUAAUCCAUAUGCUCCAUAACUAGGCCCUAAUGUAGUUCAUACAAAAGGUGCUGCAUUUUCAAGUAUGUAUUUUGGAUUUAUAUGGGUCUCUUCUGGUUUUUAUUAUGGAUCAUUUAGCCAUUUUAACUUUCUAAAAUGAAUUUAAAAGGACUAUUAAAGGAAGAUGUGAUCCAAGCUCAUACCACCAACAAAUUGUAACUAGCAAUGUAUUCUCAAAAUGCAUAUAUUUUAAAAGCCUUAACGAUUAAUUAUACAUACGUUUAUAUUUGCACAGGAAAAAUAGAGACGUGGAUUAAAAAUACAUUGAAUGACUCCUUCUUCAUAUUUUAUCAAAGGGGAGAUUUAGUUCUGGGAUAUGUGUCUAAGGCAGUGAGUAAAACAGGCGCUGGUGAAGAGCGGAUAGCCUGUGAAACCCCUUGGGUGCAGAAAACAUCACAUUGUUUUCCUUGAGGAAUAAAUGAAUUUGGUUUCAUCUAGUUAGUUUCCAGCUGCCAAGAUUGUUGGGAGGUUGAGUCUCCGGCUGUUUUCAGGACUCCUAUUCAGUGUCUCGGAACCUGAGAUAAGGUCUGUGUUCUCCCAGCCACUGUGGCUGCCCACUGGAGGCCGUCCCUCCCACUGCACUGGGUUCAGCCACAGGGAGCCAUGCUGGGAGACAGGGAGACAACUUCUCUUGGUGCCUUUUGUGGGAGUCUAAGCUCAUGGAAGUGUGUGUGUGUGUGUGUGUGUGUGUGUGUCUGUGCAUGUGUUUCUCAGAACAGACAGUCCCUGAGACAAGAAGGGAAGGAAAUAUUGGUGAGCACCCCUCUAGGUGUGGAUGGAUGCAGGCUCCCUGGCAGAAUUCCAGGGAGGUGGGAGGUGAGGCAGGACCUUGGAUGAGAGGACUGGACACUUUGGCUCUGGGGAACCCAGCCUGGCAAAGAUCCCAGUGUCUCAAGCUUGGAAAGUACCAAAGCUGCUAGACAGCAAGGAACAACACAGAGCUGGACAAAGGGUAUCUUGUCAGUAACCAGUAUAAAAAGUGUCUGGAAAUAUUUGUAAAUCAAUUGAUUCAUCAAGAGAGACGUCUGCUCCAUCUCCCUGAAGCAUUGGCCCUCAGAGAUCUAAUGCUACCAACUAUCGAAGUUAAACAGGACCAGGGGGGCGCCUGGGUGGCUCAGUUGGUUAAGCAACUGCCUUCGGCUCAGGUCAUGAUCCUGGAGUCCCUGGAUCGAGUCCCACAUCGGGCUCCCUGCUCGGCAGGGAGUCUGCUUCUCCCUCUGACCCUCCCCCCUCUCAUGUGCUCUCUCUCAUUCUCUCUCUCAAAUAAAUAAAUAAAAUCUUAAAAAAAAAAAAUUCUUCUGUUCCCUCUGUCACUUGUUUCUCCCGAUUCCUUCUUUCUCUUCUUAAAUGUUACUUUCCCGGGGCGCCUGGGUGGCUCAGUUGGUUAAGCAACUGCCUUCGGCUCGGGUCAUGAUCCUGGAGUCCCGGGGUGGAGUCCCGCAUCGGGCUCCCUGCUCGGCCGGGAGCCUGCUUCUCCCUCUGACCCUCCCCCCUCUCAUGUACUCUCUGUCUCUCUCAUUCUCUCUGUCUCAAAUAAAUAAAUAAAAUCUUUAAAAAAAAAAAAAAAAAAAAAACAGGACCAGGGAUCUAAUAUAGCUUUAUCAGCAAACUCGGGUCCAUCUCAGACCCUUCUUCCAGGAUGUUAUGAAAUAGAAGCCAACACAGUUCCCUCUUGGUCUCAGGGCCAUUAGUAAUACCCUGAGGAAGGGAAGAUGUAAUGUAAUGAACAAAAUGGAAAAUAAAAACGCUUCUUUGAAGUUCAGAGCAUGAAUUUUGUCUAGUAAAAUUGAAGAUUCUCAUACCUGUGUCCUAGCAACCCUAUCUGGCUCCAUAUUAUAGGAAAAAAUUUCAGAUAUGUGUACCCAGAGGCAUGUACAAAUGUUUAUUGCAGCAUUUUUUAAUAGAAAAAAGGACAUAACCUACAGAUCAGAAUUUAAAAACAAAUUAGGUAAAAAUAUAAUAUGUUAGGUAUUUCUUGACCAAAGAGAAUUUAAUAGAGGGAAUUAAUCGAAUGGGCGUCGGAGGGCUGAGAGAGCAGAAAGGGAGCCCUGAGGUUAUCCAGAGAGAGUAACUACAGAAAGCAGCUGUUACCCUUAGGGCUGGGGGAGCAAAGGAGAAGGGGUGCUCAGAGGAGAGCCCCUGAGAGCUUCAACUCAGACCUCCGAAGGGGGGCUGUUGCUGGCGGUUACUGGUAAUGUAGGAACUCAGAGGAGUUUGGAAAAGGUAGGACUUUGGACAUUAUCUGAAAAGGGGCAUUGUGUGGUGGGACUGGUCCUGAGGAGUCCCAGAAGAAGUUCCCAAAGGAGGCUGGAUCCAACCGCCACUGCCGGGGCCAUCUGCUGCUAUUCUGGCUACGUAAGAGGACUCGUCCCUAACUGUUGCCGAGUAGAGUCCUAGGAAAGGGAAGACAGAGAGGAAGGACAUCUUGGACUUGGCUGACAGAAUAUCUGCUGCAGACUGGAGGCCCUACCUCAGAUGUACUUAGACGAGGCGGUCAAGACCCUCUCCCCACUGACUGAUGUCUGAAAGCCUACGUCAACGGUUUUUCCUUUGUCCUGAAGCUUCUUCCUUUGGAGAAUGCGGAAAUCCCUGACAAAAGGCAGGAUGGGAACAAGGGAAAGGAUCAUUCCUCAAGCAUCUCCUGUGUGAGGGCAUUGCUCUUCAUGCUAAAGUAUGAAUUUACUCUGUUAAUAAUCGCUCCUGUUGGGGGAAACUUCUUUCCUUAGACAUUUAUUCUUUAAAUAUAAUCAACAUCAUUCAUUAAUUGGUUUUUUAAAUGUACACCUAUUCUUUGCAAAGCAGAGUUUAAGAAUGGCUUUUCUGGAGCGCCUGGGUGGCCCAGUAGGUUAAGCAUCAGACUCUUGAUUUCAACUCAGGUCAUGAUCUCAGGGUUGUGAGAUUGAGCCCCGCAUGGGGCUCCCCACUCAGCACAGUCUGCUUGUCCCUCUCCCUCUGCUCCUCCUCCCUUUCUCUCAAAUAAAUAAAUAAAUCUUUAUGAAAAAAAAGAAUUGCUUUCCUAAAACUCAUCUAUUAGAAUGGCUA